CUUCAUCCUUCCUCUCUCUGCAAGAAAAGAACCAAAAGUUCUACCAAGAUUCAAUCACUCGGAACAAAAAUAUUUCGGGCAAAAUUUCUCUUCUUCUAUGUUUCAUAUCCUCGGAUAUCAACACAGUUACACAAAUCAAUCACAGAAAGAUGACUACUGGAGAUGAAAUUACUGAACUAGCUAUCAAUGAGAAGUCAUUGAAGCCGUGCUUGGACAUGUAUUUUUCUUUUAUUUGUAUCUCACACCGGUCCUUAAGCCUUCCUCUGAGGAUUAUUAUAAAGAUUAUGGAAGGAGUUUGGGAUUUUGUACUCGUGGUAGGUCGUCAUAUGCUACUGCCCGAGGAACGCUUAUAACAAGAGUGGUUUUUGUUUGUAGUUGUGAAGGAAUUCACCAAAGUAAACCAAAUAAACCAGAUCAAGGCGACAGAGUGCUUAAAAGGAAGAGAAACACUUCAACCAUUAGGACAGAUUGUAAGUCUAUGGUAUGCAUAGCUUUGAACAUAGAACUGAACACGUGCUAUAUCAACAAAUUCAUAGAAGAUCACAAUCAUGAAAUGAUCUCUCCUGGAAAGAGACAUCUCAUGAGGGCAAACAAGGUAAUGCCUCCUGCUGCGCGAUGUUUGGCAGAAACAUUCAACAAGCAGAAACUCCAAGUUGGCAAGGUUGCAUCACUUUUGGGGGAAAGUGGGAAUAUUGGAUUCAUAGCAAGGGAUGUUUACAACCAUUUGAGAAUGUUAGAGAAUCUCUUAUAGAAGUGGGUGAUGCGGAAGCUAUAAUGAACCAUUUUAAGAAGAGAAAAAUUGAAAAUCCAAGUUUCUAUUAUGCAGUACAAGUUGAUGCAGUAGGGAGGGCAAAAAAUAUAUUUUGGUUGAUGCACGUUCAAGAAUAGCAUACAGUCGUUUUGUAGAUGCAGUAUCAUUUGAUAGUACGUAUAAGACUAACAAAUAUAGUAUGCCUUUUGCUCCAUUCACAGGUACGAACCAUCAUCGUCAAUCAAUUACUUUUGGAUUUGCAUUAUUAGGCGAUGAAAGUGAAAACACCUAUACUUGGUUAUUUGAGACUUUGCUUGAAGCAAUGGGAGGUCGUCCUCCAAUCUCUAUACUUACUGACCAAGAUCAGUCCAUUACCAAUGCUAUUGCAAUUGCGUUCCCCAAUAUUCGUCACCGUUUUUUGCUUGUGGCACAUUAAGAAAAAAUUUGGCGAGAAACUAAGCCAUAUGUUUUUAAAAAAAUCAAAAUUCAAAUAAACCAUAAAGGCGGUUAUUCAUUUUACAUACACAGUUGAGGAUUUUGAAAAUAAGUGGCAGUCCAUGUUGAAUGAUUUUAAUUUGACAGAUAAUACAUGGCUUGAUGACUUGUUUGUUAUUCGUGAGAAAUGGAUACCUGUGUAUAAUAGGGGCACAUUCUUUGCAGGGAUGAAUCGGACACAAAGAAGUGAGAGUAUAAAUUCCUUCUUUAAUGGUUAUGUGAACUCUAGGACAUCUCUACGGGAGUUUGUUGAAAGUUGUGAUCAAGCUUUAGAACGGAUUUUUGUACGAGAACGAGAGGAAGACUACAGGUCUAUCCAUAUGAAGCGUAUAUUUGUUUCUCAUGAUUUAUUGGUUAAGCAUGCAGCUGGGAUCUAUACUCGUAAUGUCUUUAAUAAAGUGCAUAAAGAGUUCAUCACUAUCUUAAAAUACCGGUCCGACAUACUUAAUCAGGAUGGUGACGAAAUCACUUAUAGAGUGUACUGGGCAGUGGAUGAAAAGGUAAUAGAAGAAAUGAUUGUGAAGAUAAAUGAGGUAAGAAAAAAGGGUACAUGUGACUGCCAUAACUUCGAGUUUGUUGGCUUAAUGUGUAGGCAUUUGCAUCAUAUUCUAAUAUUUCGGUAAUAUGCAAGGGAGAUUCCAUCUCAUUUUAUUAUGGAAAGGUGGACAAAAAGAGAAAAUAGAUCUCAAGUUUUAGGAUUUGACAGUGUGAUAAUGAAAGAUGAUAAGUCUGGAAUGGAAGCCAUGAGAAUAAGUCAUUAUUGUCAAAGGUCAACGAAGCUAGCUUAUAUAAUGGGUAAAUCAGAAAAAGCAUAUGAUGUGGCAAUGGAUUUACUUAACCAAGCAUUUGAGAAAGUUAGGGAAAUUGACAUGUUGGAGCUUGGACAAGAACUAGGGAAUGAUAUGGAGGAAUUAGGUGAUAAUGUUGAACCAAUAGUUACAGAUAAGUCGUACACCAUGAAUGGAUCAGUAGCUAAUGAUGAGUCAUGUGCCAGUUUCCCUGCAAAGAAGAUGGGAAACCCACGCAUUAGCCAAACGAAAGGAAGAAAAUCUGACAAAGAAAAAGCAAGUGCUGAAGGUAACUCUCGCUUUAAGAGUGGUAUAGAACUAAAUAAGAAAGUGAGAACUUGCAUAACUUGUAAAGAGGUAAACGUGAAUUAUGACAGUCGCAAUUGCCCAAUGAAAAAACAAACUCAGCUGCUGUGUGAUUCAAGUAACAUGGGUAAUUGAUAGAAUGUGUUCUAAGAAAGGAUUUCACAUCUCAACCACAAUGGCUGGCUUGUAUAUAUAAGGCAAGGAAUCAGACGUACUUUUGAAGGGGAUAAAUGAAUAGAUGACUAUAUGCCAUGGGAGCUGACAUUACUGGUCCUUGCAACUGUGAUUUUUUGUAUAUUUUCCAACUGUAAUGAAUAUGGAUUCCGAAGUUGUGGAUGUCAGUUGUAUUUUUUGCAAUUGUGUUUUUUGUAUAUAUAACGCGCAGCGCAGGCUUCUUGUUAAUAUUAUUUCAACUUUUGUUAAGGCAAUGCUAAGCUUUUUUAUA
This is a messenger RNA of Papaver somniferum (opium poppy), 2785 nucleotides long. RefSeq lists its product as uncharacterized. The transcript is spliced from 3 exons. The coding region runs from base 1900 to 2475 and encodes 191 amino acids. The record is from RefSeq and is a predicted model, not a curated record. NCBI's taxonomy places the organism in Eukaryota, Viridiplantae, Streptophyta, Magnoliopsida, Ranunculales, Papaveraceae.